Messenger RNA from Mytilus californianus (California mussel), 4638 nucleotides. RefSeq lists its product as uncharacterized. NCBI's taxonomy places the organism in Eukaryota, Metazoa, Mollusca, Bivalvia, Mytilida, Mytilidae. The coding region runs from base 8 to 826 and encodes 272 amino acids. The transcript is spliced from 10 exons. The record is from RefSeq and is a predicted model, not a curated record.
UUGAUUGAUGGAGAACCAAACUGUUAUCGAAUUCAAAGGGUUACUACCUGACACAUCUAAUGAUACAAUUCCCCACCAAUGUUGUAGUAGAAAAAAAGUACCACUUGUAGUUUUGGUUAUAUUGGUAGUCAUAGGUGCGAUAGUGGGAGGAAUAGUAAAUGCAUGGAGGAAUACAUCAAAUCAAGAGGAUGCAGAGGACAUCAGGAAUGAAACACAAUUUCCUUAUAGGAUUGACAGCAGUAUAAAUAAGUGCCUUUACAUUACAUCUGAAGAUUUUCUGACAAAACUUAUAAGUGAAACAUUUGCAUAUGAAGAAGUAUGUACAAUAGGAUCAGAAUUUGUAAAAAAAAUAUGUAGUAUUGGUAAAGAGAAAUCGGAAAGUAGUCAUGUGUGCGAGAAAUGUACAGAUGGAAGCAUUCUUCCAUCGUUUUGCUUCUGUGACAAGACAGUGCACUGUGUCAAAGAUAAAGAAUUGGGAAGUCGAGCAGCCGAUGACUCUAAAAAAAAUUGUAAUUGGUGUGCAGAAAUUUUCAACAUUCAAUUUCCAAACCGAGGCAAUGCAAGUUGCUCUAGCUACUCUCAAGAUCUGUUGAAAAGUACCUGUAACAAAGGUUAUGAUGGGUUCAUGUGUAGUGUCAUAACAACACGUGUAUGCACCUUAAAAUUGGUACAGCCUAAUUUAAAGGAAUGCAACACGUCAAAUUUAGAGGAAUGUUUCCUGAAAUCGACACGACCUGGAAAAUAUUACCAUUGCCAACCUUUCACGGAUUCCAAUAUCAAAGAAAGAAGUUUCUUGGAAGCUUGUAACCUGAAUGCUACCCCAUGACCUAAGAAAGGUAGAACAAUAAAUUGACUAAUGAAGUUAAAAUGAACAAUUGCAAGGAAUACAACUUUUUGCUUUUGAUUAACCACCGUCUAGUUGAUGGAUGAUAUCGUCCCUGAGUGUGUAUACUGCAGACAGAGAUACAAUUAAUUCUUGAGGAGUGAGAACCAGUAGAAUGGCCAGUUACCUAUAGCAGUACACUAAUUUCUUUGAUAUUUGGCAUCUUUUUUUCAAUUUAUAUACAAUUUGCAGUCUUUAGUUUAAAAGUAUACUCGAUGGUAAUGUUAAAUAUUUCAUCUAGGUAUGUUUGUGAUCCGUUUGUGUUUGACAUCAAGUCAAUGUAUAACUUAGCAUUGGCAGACAGAUUCAGGAUUAUUUAAGGUGGUGAUAGAGUGUUAUUUUAUCGUCCACUGUAAUUAAUUUUGUCAUAUUAUUAAAGUUUUGGUUAUUGUCUGUUAAAGUCAUUAAGUUAAAUAGCUAUCCUGCUAUAAGAGAUUAACAUAGCAUGUUCUCUAGGUCACGUAGUAAAUACUUUUAUAUGAUUUAUAUGUUUUGUUUUUGUAAACAAAGAGUUGGAGAAUAUUUGGAGAAUAUUUAGGUCAGUUGGAGAAUAUUUGGAGAUUAUUUAGGUCAGUUGGACAAUAUUUGGAAAUGAUGGGUAUAUAAGGGCCUCCUGUUUUAGUGUUGAUGAGAAUUGAAGGCGAGAAAAGAACUAUACAAUAUGAAACGUUAAAAAGGAUUUUGUUAUGUCGGCAGAUUUUGGCAGAUCUUGGGAGGACAUUUAUAGAUUCAUAGAAAGUUGUGCUACAUUACUAUUCAUUUGUAAUUAGUUUUGAUAUUUUGUCCGCACAGUAUUGGACACUGUUGCGUGGUUUUUGUCCGCUCAGUAUUGGACACUGUUGCGUGGUUUUUGUCCGCUCAGUAUUGGACACUGAUGCGUGGAUUUUGUCCGCACAGUAUUGGACACUGUUGCGUGGUUUGGUCCGCAUAGUAUUGGACACUAUGCGUGGUGUUUUUGUGUGCACAGUAUUAGACACUGUUGCUUAUUUUUUAUACGGAAUGUAAUGAAAUCCGUUUGUGAUAACGUGUGAAAGUGAUGUACCGAUGAAUCUUUGAAUCAUACAUUUUGUAAACUGUAUAUAAUGUAAAUAUUCGCCUGGAAUGGAAUUUUGAUAAAUCAUAGAUUAGUCAAUUUAUUUGUAUAUUUUCUUUAACAUCAAUACUACACAUCAUUGGAUUUUUUGUCGUUAAUUGUCUGUUAUUUCAAUGUACCCGGCCUGACCUGAAAGUUUUACUAUACUCGACCGCCAUGGCAUUUUUACCAAACCUAAUUUGGCUCGGUUAAUUUUUAAAAAAAUUUUGACAAAAUAUUUACUUUGACCCUUUGAGAAAAAUAUAAAAAAAAUCAAAAAUUUGAACCACACACUUUAUCCGAAAAAUUUCAUUUGAUAUAUAGCAGUUUGACAAACACUAAUUUUGAUCAAUGAGAAGUUUACUAUUUCCUUAACAAUAGAACGUAAUUAAAACGUUUAGCUGAUUUUUACAGAGUUAUCUCCCUGUAGUGUUACAACCACCUUAAAACAAUAAUACUAGUUGAUCUGCACAGUUCCGAUAUGACAAAUUUUUCACAUAUAUGCCUUUAAACAUUAUAAAAGCAGCAUUUCCUCAUCGUAUCUAUGCAUUUAUCAUAACAUUGCUAUAUAAAGUCAAAGAAUGUCAACAGAAAUAUUGGUAAUUAACUUUUUUAAAGAUUAGAGAUUUGAAAAAAUAACAUUUUUAUUACCCAGUUAGACAAACAGUAAAAUUAAAUAUAACUCCUCCAUGAUAUACAAUUACUUAAACAUACAUAAUGCUCAGACUUAGAUGUGGUGUGAUUUCCAAAUACCAAAUGACGUAGAAAUAAGAAACUAGAUGUCACCAUACGACCUUCAACAAUGAGCAAAUCCUAUACCGCAUAGCAAGAACAAAAGGCCUAAAAAUGUAAAAGAAUUCAACGAGAAAACUAACGCCUGAUUUAUGUACGAAAAACAAAUAUGAUAUUCAGCAACAAACGAACCUAAAUUACAGACUAUUGACUGUACACAGGGACACAUACAGAAUGUGGCGGAGUUAAACAUGUUUGCGGGCUUUCAAACCUCCCCUAACCCGGGACAGCGGUGUACAUGCACAAUAUAGGAACAAACUAUACAAAUCCGUUAAAAAGGGCAUAACUCAUCAGAACGAUACAAAGCACAAAAACAACUAACAAAAACAUUAGAGACACUAAGUACAGAUUUUGGAGUACUAGUAGUUACAGAAAGCUAGCUCAUAGCCGAUAACAACUUAUAAAAAUAUCAUGAAUUGAAGACUUUAGUAUCAACGGUACACAUCUAACAUUCAAUAGAUUAAGUGUAAAGACUCAUUAACCGUCAGAGAAAAACAUGAUCUUGUGCAAUGCUAAAAGAGGGACGAAAGAUACCAGAGGGACAGUCAAACUCAUAGAUCGAAAACAAACUGACAACGCCAUGGCCAAAAAUAAAAUGACAAACAAACAAAUAAUAGUACAGAUGACACAACACAGAAAACCAAAGACUAAGCAACACGAAACCCACCAAAAACUGGGGGUGAUCUCAGGUCCUCCGGAAGGGUAAUCAGAUCCUGCUCCACAUGUGGCACCCGUCGAGUUGCUUAUGUUAUUACAAAUCCGGUAUAUAGUCUAAUUCGGUAAAUUAUAGGUAUCAACAGAAUGAAAGGCCGUGAAUAGUAAAAUUGAGAAUGGAAAUGGGGGAUAUGUCAAAGAGACAACAACCCGACCAAAGAGCAGACAACAGCCGAAUGCCACCAAUGGGUCUUCAAUGCAGCGAAGCGAGAAAAUCCCGCACCCGGAGGUGGUCCUCAGCUGGCCCCUAACUAAAAUUGUGUGCUAGUUCAGUGAAAUGGACGUCACACUCAACUCCAAAACAUAUAAAUGAACUAAAAUUAAAAAACAUACUAGAAUAACAAAGGCCAGAGGCUCCUGACUUGGGACAGGCGCAAAAAUGCGGCGGGGUUAAACAUGUUUUGUGAGAUCUCUUCCCCCUAUACCUCUAGCCAAUGUAGAAUAAAGAAAGACAUAGCAAUACGCACAGUAAAAUUCAGUUUAAAAGAAAUCCGAGUCCGAUGUCAAAAUAGGUAACAAAAGAAACAAUAGCAAUAACAUUUAGCUUGGUUUUCAUUUACGUUUAUUAAAAUUCAAAACGUCAAUACAGACACAGGCUUUAUGUAUGCUUAACAUUUGAUGGAAUUCAUUGAUGUAUUGACAGAUAUGUUCUAAUCAAAACUUUUUGUUAUAUUCCCUCUGUAUUAUCAUGCUAUCAGUUACAAAUUGAUAUAAAUUUGGAUCUUAUCUACUUAUUUGAACCGUGACAGUCUAAUCUAAAAGUAUAUAGUUAAUAAAUAUUUUUAUAUUUUUGUUUAUCUAUUCAUCAUUUCAACAAUUUAGGCAAAUUGCUCAAAAUAUAUUAGCUGUCUAUCCAUGUCCAUAACUAGGAAAAAUAGACUUUCGUCCACAAUUAAACUUUUGAAUUUCAUCUCAAGAAACUAUAAUAAGUAAUAUGUAGUACGGAUUUUUAACAAAUGUAUUGUUUAUAUUUAUGUAAUCUUUACUUUCUAUUUACAUUGUUAAAUAUCUGAUAUUUAUUUGAGACAAGGUUGGUCAAUGUGUAUAAAAGAUAUAUCUACGUCUGCCUUUGAUAAUAUUAUGUAAUUUCAUUUGCGCGUGUAUAUUAGUUUUUAUAUAUCAACGCCUUAUUGUGUUCAUGCUUCUUUUUUAUGAAUAAGAUAUUGAAAAAAACAUA